Diaporthe amygdali is the source of this 513-nucleotide messenger RNA. RefSeq lists its product as uncharacterized. The transcript has a single exon. The record is from RefSeq and is a predicted model, not a curated record. Bases 1 to 513 code for a protein of 170 amino acids. Lineage: Eukaryota; Fungi; Ascomycota; Sordariomycetes; Diaporthales; Diaporthaceae.
AUGCUCUGCCAGAGGUGCGCCGCCAUUCUGCGCGGCACUCGCCUCGCCGGGCUGCCACAGCGCGCGACUCGCCAAGCCUCAUCGAGCUCCGCGCUUCCGAGACGACUCGGACGGUCCUCUACGUCGACAGCUCUCUGGCCGACUCGAUCUACCCCUACACAUCCCGCCACAGCCUCAACAGCCGGUGCGAUCAGACUCUACUCAUCAUCAGCUCCGCCUGGUACAAGCCCAACCCCCACCGAGUCAGCGAGCCCAUCAAGCACCCUCGAGAAGCCCGACUUCCUCGACGAAGCCGAGUCCACAAUCUGGGAUCGCCUCGUCAAAGAGUUCAACCCGGUGGAGCUGGUGGUCCAAGACAUAUCAGGUGGCUGUGGAUCUAUGUAUGGGAUCGAGAUCAGCUCAGAGAAGUUUCGAGGCGCGAACAUGCUCAAGCAGCAGCGGAUGGUCAACGCUAUUCUUGGUGACUUGAUGAAGACCUGGCAUGGAGUACAACUCAAGACGAGGGUUCCAUGA